Dermacentor andersoni is the source of this 2813-nucleotide messenger RNA. RefSeq names its product cell adhesion molecule 3-like. Gene Ontology annotation, biological process: cell-cell adhesion. The record is from RefSeq and is a predicted model, not a curated record. Gene Ontology annotation, molecular function: cell adhesion molecule binding. Gene Ontology annotation, cellular component: cell-cell junction; plasma membrane. NCBI's taxonomy places the organism in Eukaryota, Metazoa, Arthropoda, Arachnida, Ixodida, Ixodidae.
GGCGAGGGCCUGGGAGAAGUGCUUCACGGCGCGGCUCAGAAGCCGGGUUUCCCGCCGCGCGCUGUGCAUUGGCGCACGCGGUGCCGCCCGGCUCGGACGCACGCUGCUCCGUAGCCUCGACGCGCUGUGGCGUCGGUGGAUCUGAAGUGUUGAGGGGCAGCGCUGUCUGUUGCUGCUGCUGUUUGCCCGUAUGCGAUGGAGUGAAAGUGGCGAUGUGCGCUUAAAUGUGAAAGGCAAAGAGAAACCGGCCCCCAUCUCUUUGACUGGCGCCCCUGGCAGUGAACGUUGAACGGUUCCUCUCAUCGAACAUUGCGCGCUCCGGCUGUUUGAGCUGGGAUUUAGCAAGCUUGGCUCUGCUUCACUGUUCAAACUGUCUGCUCCACGUUUGGAAACUCCACUCACUUGAACGCCCGCACCAGUUGAACAUGGCUUGGGCUGCUUUGAAGCAGACGGAUUUUCUUCUGACAAGUGUUCGGACUACUUGCUGCUAAGUUUCCGACUUACAGUCUGACCAACACCAUCCGCCUGCUGACCAUCUCUCUCUGUGCUAUUGGCUGCAGAAAUUACAGAUGACUGGAAACAAGUGGUUUUACGUCGAAGCUCCCUGCCUCGCUUGUGGAGAUGUAUAAAGGCUGCAAUCUCGCUGAUGCACCGGCAGUAAUCACUUGAAGCACCCAAGCCAACUUGACUGCAAGGACAUGAAACCAUUGGCGCUGGGAGCGAGGCAAGCCCUGUUGACCGCGGUGAUCGGCGCCAUCCUGAUUGUGGCGACGCCAGCUGCGCCAGGCUCCGGAGGCUCCGCAGCAAACAACGUCGAACCGCCAGAAAAGGUGGUGAAUCCCGGCGAGAGUCUGAGUAUCCCAUGCUUCCUGGAGACACCUGGUGGCAGCGUGCAGUGGAUGCGCAAUGGCCAUCCCGUUGUGCUGGACGUGGGCUCGAGCGGCGCCGGCGGCGUUAGCCGUCGCCAGUGGAACAUCUCGCGGGACGGCACCGCCGCGCUCACCAUCACGCAGGUGACGCGAGCCGACGACGGCCUGUGGGAGUGCCGAGAGUUUGCCGACGACGACUCCGUCAGGAGGGUGACCAAGGUGCUCAAGCUGGUCGUCACAGGCGCCCCUGAGGAACCGUUCCUGACGCUGGGAGGCGAGCGCCUACGCGAGGGCUCCCGCGUCACCGUCCAGGAGCGCGAGGAGGUGGAAGUGGGUUGCGUGGCGCGCCGCGCCGUGCCCGCCGUCCGACACAUGCACUGGAUGCUGGGAGAGACAAACAUGACCGGGGCCAGCCAGCUGUUCGUUGAGUUCUCUCCCCAGGAGGACUCCUACACCACGCGCAGUGUGCUCAGCCUCAACGCUUCGCGCGACCUGCAUGGCCUGCAGCUUUCCUGCCACGUGUACCACGUGUCGUGGCCAACCUCCACGGCCGUCGCCGCCUCACUAGACGUCCUGUAUGUGCCGUCCUUCUCGAUCUCCCGGGAGCCAGGCUUCGGGUUCCCAAUCCUGGAGAAGAUGCCAGUGUCGCUUCAUUGCGCGGUGGACGCCAACCCACCGUGCGCACCACGAUGGUUAAAGGACGACGGACCACCUCCGGUACCUCAGAGCCCCGACGGAUACCUCAACUUCUCAGCUAUCGAGCGGCAACAUGCCGGCUGGUACCGCUGCGCUGCUGUUCACCGUCUAGGGACGUUCGCCUCAUUCGGAUACUUCCUCAACGUGCGAUACGGCCCCGAGAUCGUCGACCAGCCACCGUCGAAGGUGGCCGCCGAUUUUGGCGAGCCCGUGCAGCUCGACUGCAAGGCUGACGGCAAGCCGCCGCCGUCCUAUUGCUGGACACGUGUGCGCUCGGGACGCCUCGAGAGCAUGGCUUCCGAGAGCUCCCUUCUCCUCGACCCGGUGUUGUACUCGGACGCCGGCAGCUACCAGUGCACGGCCACAAACCACUUGGGCUGGAAGGAGGAACGUGCCCGGACAAGGGACAUCCUGCUCACCAUCUCAGGGCGGCCUGACGUCAAAGCACUGAACAAAACCCUGAUGGCAAUCGUGGGCAAGCCAGUCAGGAUCUCCGUUCUGGUUUGUGCCAACCCACCACCUACACGAGCUUACUGGAUUGUGAGGCGCCUGCUACUCAGUCCCGGAGAAGCGGCCCUCGCCCAAUACGUUGCCCAUAACUACAGUAGUGCCGACACACCAUUUUGCAGAACCACAUCCCUGGAGAUUAGGUCUGUUCACCCUGAAGAUGCCGGUGAAAUAUUGUUUGUUGCCAGAAACUCCAAGGGCAUUGACGAUGCCACUAUCAUCCUCAACGUCACACAUCAGGCUAGCUUCUCUUUCACGGAGAACAACUCCUUCGCAGAGAAACUGGAAGCUAACUGGAUGUUGCCAACGUGGAUGGGCAUAGCUGUUGCCUUCUCCGACAGACUAAGACGUGGCGCAAGCUGACACACAUCUUAGAAAUAUUUAGACCACGUGUGAGCACAUGAACGUCCCAUAGGCACCACAUGAGGUGUAUGUGUACCUGCCACGAAGACACUGUGUAACAGCUGUGCAGAGAAAAGCAACGCCAGGCCUUCUUCAGCCAAGCGGGUCCCACAAGCGAGCACGUCGCCAACUUACAAGGGCUGAGCGUCCAGACACUGGCAGCACAAUACCACAGACAAAGUCAAUGUUUCUAUAAGCAUCGUGCCGAGGAGGGAUAAAAUUGUGAUACUCCUCCACACUAUAUUGUACAUGAUGAAAAUGUUGUGGCUUUUGUGUUGAAAAUGUUUAUUACACAUGUAAAGAAAAUGUUGAAAAAUAAAGUAGAAGUGAUAUUCACAA